AAUCUUCACCUCCUCUGGGCACUGAAGGAAACGCAAGCUCCGCGAGAGAAGUUCCGACCGCCUAGGCUGGAGGAGACAGAAUGGAGACCGCGAUCGAAGAUGCGGGACUGGACCGCGGCCCGACGCUGACCUCGUCCUGGGAUGAGGCGUGCGGGGCGCUGACCCAAAGCCUCCUUCUUACCCGGACUGGGCCACGUGCUCAAGACUUGGACUUCGAGCAGCUGCUGGAGCCGCCAGCUUCGGGCCAGGAUCUGGUGAGCCUGAAAAGCAGCCGGAGCCCCCGAGAUGACCCCUGCUUCAUUUACCUGAAGUGUGACCCUAAUGGGGGUGAAGAAAUCCUUUCGGUUGGCAUUCUGAGUUCAGCAAGAAACAUGGAAGUAUACUUAGGAGAGGAGUAUUGUGGAACCAGUCGAGGCAAGAAUGUCUGCACUGUCCUGGAUGACAGUGAACAUGAAAAGAUCUUAUUGUACAAAAAAUGCCUAAAAUUGGAGUCUCCCACACAUGCCUGUAAAAUAAAGCUGUUGUCCUUCGGGGAAAAGCAGUGUGUGCUCGUCAGUAAAGUUGUGGUGCACUUGAGACCACGGUCUGCAAAUCCUUCACCACGCUCUGCUGCUCUGGGAUCACGAAUAGACCUCGACAAUAUCCAAACCAUAAUGGAGUCCAUGGGGUCCAAGUUAUCCCCUGGAGCUCAGCAACUGAUGAAUAUGAUUAGGUUUCAGCAGCAGAAUUGUCUCCCCAUCGGGGAUCAGCUUCAGUCGGUGUUGGGAAGUACAGGACACAAGCAUCUGAUGGCGUUGCAGUCUUCACCGGCUUCGGGAGUCUUAGACAAGGCAGCCUCUACACCUUUUCCUUUCAGAACUGGAUUGACACCUUCAGCCAUCACUGAAAAUUUAAAGGCUCUUAUUGAUAAAAGCACACAGCCAUCUGGAGAAGGAAAUACCACCAACCACGAUGAGUGUCACCUUAUGCCACAAAACCAUUCCCUUGAAAGUGAUCUUAAAAACGCAGUGUCUUCUUUCUUACCAAAGAAGGCCAGUGGCAACUCAAACGUGCCCAACUCUGAGUUGCUGCCUUUUCUCCAGAAUUUAUGCAGUCAGGUCAACCAUCUCCGCGUGGGACAUAAUUCCAGGUGGCAAGAAAACAUCUCCAAGCCCCGAGAGGGCAUUGUUGGUGUUUCGAUGGAAGAGCAGCAGCCUGUUUGCUCCUACUUGGAAAAGAUUCUUUCUAAAAACAUGGAACUGAUGGAAAAGAAGCUUAUGGACCACAUUGAUGAGAGGAUCUAUCAGCUCCAGGAACACAUAGAUGCUAAAAUGGCUUUGUUAGUGGACUUGCUGCGAAGCCCCAGCUCCCCACCCCCAGGAAUGCCCCUAAGACACUAUGACUCCAGAGAAAGACUUUCCAAUGGAGAAAGAUGAGCUAUGCACAUACUAUUAUUGCAGAUAUUUAUUACAUAUUUAUUACAAAGCCAGAAUCCAAAAAGGUUAUGAAAAUCAAGUCUUUAAUGUCCCUUGAAGGACUGUUUGUCUUACAUGACGUGACCUCAGUGCUUGUUUGCAUUGCGCUUGUUACUGUAGAUCCAGGUGUGCCCGGCAGCUGUCCUGAUACAGUCGUAAGUUAUUCUGCUUGCUACAUUUUUCACUCUUACAGAAAUGUAUACUUGUGUUGUGCAACUGUUUCAGAUGUUUAAGGACUUCAUGUUUAAGGACUGCACAGUUCAUUAGUUUGUAUUGUAUAUUACAUGUGUUUGAAGUGGAUUUUUUAUUUAUACAGAUACGUAUAAAAUAUAGUCUCAGGAGUAUGAAAAGUAAUAAGAUAUUCGAUUUUUUUUCUAAUUAUUUUUGGAAGUUGGAUACUUGGACUCUUCAGAUCACCAGUUUACACUUCCUAUUGUUUAUCUGAGAUGAAUGUGUGCUGUGUUUGGGCUGUUUGAGAGAGUUUACACAGUUGGGGUUGAGCUGCUUGUUCAUUACAGUGCAGCUGUAGACUACUUAUUCUCAGUCUUAGGAUUUCAGAUUUGGUGCUGUAGAUAAAAUGGAAGGAAAUUCUCUUCUGUAACGGACUGGUUCUUCUCCCAGGCCUUUCUUUUUGUGUGUGUGGUUUUUUGUUUGUUUGUUUGUUUGAGACAGGUUUCUCUGUGAAGCAGCCCUGCUGUCCUGGAACUCACUCUGUAGACCAAUCUGGCCUCGAACUCAGAAAUCCGCCUGCCUCUGCCUCCCAAGUGCUGGGAUUAAAGGCAUGCGCCACCACCACCUGGGUGUUUGUGUUUUUGUUUUUGUUUUGUUUUUGUUUUUGUUUUUUCCUCCCAGGCCUUUCUAGCAUGUAUAAUGUGUGACAUUCUAAGAAUCUAAAAUGAGGGUAAAGUUAUGAAUCCAGGGGAUUGCGGUUCCCAGCAAGUUUUCAGAAUUUAACUGUUAUGUGUUGGCGACACAACUGCGCCUGAAGGGAUUGUUCUGAAGACCACCUGUAAGUGAAUACAAUUCUUGUCAGCUAAUUUGGUUGUUUCUUUUUUAAAAGGGGGAUAUUUUGUUCUUGUCCAUUGUUUUGACAAACUGUUGAUUUUGAUCAUACAGCCAAGGUGACACAGCAUGUAGGACAUACCACAUUUUGGCCAUCUUUGGUGGGCCAAGGUUGGGAUGGGUAGUCACACCACGUGCAGGUGUAAGAUAUUUCCUGAUCAGUGAGGAGAGAACCAUUCAUGCACGGCUCUAGUCUGUGGUAGUAGUGGUUCCUCCCUAACUUACAGAGUACCACCCUUGACUUAGUAGUGCCCUCUGGCCCAUAAAAUCAUCAGCUGGGGCUCCCUGGAUCUGCAGGAUAGGACCAUACCCCUAAGUGAAGGCCUUGAAACUGUCUUCAUCUCAGCCUGACACACCUUUCUUGCUUUACCUCCAUAACCAAGAAUCCCUGUGUUCUCACCUCUGAUCCUUGUGACAUAGGGACUGAGCAGGGAGCAUGAAGUAGCCAAUGGGAAGAACUUACAGAAAAGCAAGAACCGUUAAAGAUGGAAACACAUUUCAUAAACCAUAUAGUGUCUGCCAUAGAGUGACAUGGACCCUGAAGAAUUACAACCCUCCAGGAAAUCCUGUGUUGGGGUGGGAAUAGCCUGAAGCCCACAACUAGGACAGCUUCUAGCCAGCUGUGAGUUGCUCACAGUCUGAUGAGCUAUUUCACGGUUCCGUCUAUACACAUAGAUGCUUGUUUUCUGGCUUCUGUUUCAUCUUUUCUGGGGAUUGUAUCACUGCUAUAGGAAAAGUGGGGAGAAAGGAACACCACCUCCCCACCCCUACCCUCCUCAGUUCUGACUAAAACUAAACAUUUCCUUUUUCUGUCUCUUUUUUUUUUUAAAGAAGUGGCUGGUACCCGAAUCUUCAGAUUCAUAUAAUAGCUUGUUAUGGGAUCCUUAAGUGUCAAAAUGGGAUUCCUGUUGACAAAGAAAACACCAUGCGUAAUCUUGUGCUGUGCACCCUGACAUGGCAAAGAGAUGAAAUAUUCCUUGUCAAGUGGCCUUAGUCAAAAAUCAUUUAAAAUAGGGCCACCAAGAAGAGCCUGUGUAUAAGUGCUCGAGUGGUCACCACUCCCUGUUGCAUCUGCUUCUGCUCUGUUAAGAAAACCUUCUUCUCUUUCUCAUCUCCGACUUGUCUGGUGGUGCUAAGACUUUAUACUGGUUAGAGCUCCCAGGGCUUUUCUGAGAUCUUCUUGGACUUGGUCACUAACAGCUCUUAACUGCCUCUGGUCUCCCAUCUACCUCUGAUGACCUUGGAAGACAUUUAAAUGUCUUCACUUGAAGGAUGCUUGUUUCCAGCUGCUCUGCUCAUAUUAAGGAUCUGUCCCUACCUCUGUGUCUUCCUUGUACCCCUUUGCAGCCUGAAUCUUAUUUAGCGUGGUGUUUUCCAUCCAGGACUUUUUUUCCUGAACCAAUACUCUGGACUGUGUACCUGAAUCUCAUAUAGAGCAAGAGUAUUGUAGAACAUAAGGUGCUCAAGGAAAUACACUGUGAGGUGAACUAGAUUCUGUCUGCCUUUCAGUGUGUGUAUUUGUGUAAGUUUGUAUCCCUAUGGGGUGAGUGAACAUGUACAUAUGGAGGCCAGAGGUCAAUCCUGGGUGUCUUCCUCGGGCACUGUCCACUUGUCUUUUACUUCACUAAAGGCUCGUAGUUUGUGGAUGUCUCUCAGUCCCACCUGUGCUAGAUUAGGCCUAAGAUGUAGAACACAGCCUGCUCCUACCUGUCUGGAGCUCCCUCAGUGGUCUGUAUGAUUGGAGAUGAGAUAAGAUACAGAGAGAAUUAUUAUGCAGAGAAAAUGGAGCUUUUAAAGUGUGGUUGUCUCUUACCACCUGAAAAGAUGUUUACUAACAUUUGUUCUGAAGGUUGCUUACAUACAAGCAGUCUUUGUUUUAUAUAAAAAUAUUUCUAGAACAAGAAUGUUAAAAAGCUGGAUGUAGGUGGACUGGAGAUGGUUCAGCAGUUAAGAGCACUGAUUGCUCUUCCAGAGGUCUUGAAUUCAAUUCCCAGUAACCACAUGGUGGCUCACACCGAUCUAUAAAGGGAUCCAAUGCCCUCUUCAGACAUAUGGAUAUCCACACAGACAGAGCACUUCUACAUUUAAAAAGAUACAUAAGUAAGUUUAGCUGUAUGUGGUAGGUAGCACAUACUUUUAAUCCCAGCACUUGGCAGGCAGAGGUAGGUGGAUCUCUGAAUUUGAGGAUAGCCUGGUCUAUACAGUGAGUUCCAGGAUAGCCAGGGCUAUGCGGAGAAACUCUACCUUGAAAAACAAAACAAAAACGUUGGGCGUAGUGGUAUACACUUUUAAUCCUAGCACUCAGAGGCCAAGACAGGCUUAUCCCUGAGUCGAAGACUAGCCUGAUUCACAUAGCAAGUUCUAGGCCAGUCAGGCCUGCAUACAUAGCCUUUAUCAAUGUCCCCCACAACCCCCAAAAUGGUUAAGGUAGCAAUAAACCAGGUUUAAGGCCUAAGUAUAUACAUGACCUUGAGUAUGCCCUUAAUAUUCUGGAUAUUUUCUGGGAACUUCACUAGCAAAACUGUUAACUUGUUUAGCUUCACAACAAGCUGUGUUGUUAACUGUGUAGCUUCACAGUGAAGCUACUGAUAUAGUGUGUUAGAGUUGUAAUCCUGUCCAGCCUUUCUCAGGAGGAUUCUGUGACUGCAUUUACAUUUAACAACCCUUUCAAGAUACUAGCCUUGGAAGCCAACAAAAUCCUAUAUGUGACUAUUAGAAAGACAUGAAGCAUGCUUCUCCCUUAAGAAUCCCACACUCACAUUUUUGGGUAUGAUCUGAGCUCCUCUAUAUUAACGCUUGUUCUUAAGCUGUCUUUAAUAAACUACAACUCAACUUUA
Molecule: messenger RNA, 5353 nt
Organism: Apodemus sylvaticus (European woodmouse)
Lineage: Eukaryota; Metazoa; Chordata; Mammalia; Rodentia; Muridae
Gene: C1H10orf88
Product: chromosome 1 C10orf88 homolog
Exons: 6
Coding region: 81-1415 (444 amino acids)
Source: RefSeq, a predicted model, not a curated record